CGCUGGGAGGAAGGCGCCCGGGCUCAAGAUGGCUUUUGCCGGGCUCUGCGCCCUGCUCGCCUGCUGCUGGGGGCCGGCGGCGGUGCUGGCCGCGGCCGCGGGCGACGCGGACCCCUCCAAGGAGCUGGAGUGCAAGCUCAAGAGCAUCACGGUGUCGGCGCUGCCCUUCCUGCGCGAGAACGACCUGAGCAUCAUGCACAGCCCCUCGGCCUCCGAGCCCAAGCUCCUCUUCUCGGUGCGCAACGACUUCCCCGGGGAGAUGGUCGUGGUGGACGACCUGGAGAACACGGAGCUGCCCUACUUCGUGCUGGAGAUCUCAGGGAACACGGAGGACAUCCCUCUGGUGCGCUGGAGGCAGCAGUGGCUGGAGAAUGGCACUUUGCUUUUUCAUAUCCAUCACCAAGACGGUGCCCCGAGCCUCCCUGGACAAGACCCAACCGAAGAACCCCAGCAUGAGUCAGCAGAAGAGGAGCUGAGGAUCCUGCAUAUCUCGGUCAUGGGUGGCAUGAUCGCCCUGCUGCUGUCCAUCCUGUGCCUGGUGAUGAUCCUGUACACUCGCCGCCGCUGGUGUAAACGCCGCCGGGUCCCCCAGCCCCAGAAGAGUGCCAGCGCCGAGGCGGCCAACGAGAUCCACUACAUCCCGUCCGUGCUGAUCGGCGGGCACGGGCGGGAGAGCCUGCGCAACGCCCGCGUGCAGGGCCACAACUCCAGCGGCACCCUGAGCAUCCGCGAGACGCCCAUCCUGGACGGCUACGAGUACGACAUCACCGACCUGCGCCACCACCUGCAGAGGGAGUGCAUGAACGGGGGCGAGGACUUCGCCAGCCAGGUCACUCGCACCCUCGACUCCCUGCAGGGCUGUAACGAGAAGGCCAGCAUGGACCUCACGCCAGGGAGUGACAAUGCCAAGCUGUCGUUGAUGAACAAGUACAAAGAUAACAUCAUCGCCACCAGCCCCGUGGACUCCAACCACCAGCAGGCCACUCUGCUCUCGCACACCUCCAGCAGCCAGAGGAAGCGGAUCAACAACAAAGCGAGAGCUGGUUCUGCCUUCCUGAACCCUGAAGGGGAUUCUGGCACAGAGACAGAAAACGACCCCCAGCUGACCUUCUAUACUGACCCCUCGCGGAGCCGGAGACGCAGUAGAGUGGGCUCUCCCCGAAGUCCCGUGAAUAAGACCACCUUGAUGUUGAUCAGCGUCAGCAGCUGUGUGAUCGGCCUGGUGUGCUCCUCGCAUGUCAGCUGCCCUCUCGUCGUCAAAAUCACCCUGCACGUCCCCGAGCACCUGAUCGCUGAUGGGAGCCGCUUCAUCUUGCUGGAGGGGAGUCAGCUAGAUGCCAGUGACUGGCUGAACCCUGCCCAAGUGGUCCUCUUCUCUCAGCAGAACUCCAGUGGGCCCUGGGCCAUGGACCUCUGUGCCCGGCGGCUCCUGGACCCCUGCGAACACCAAUGCGACCCCGAAACUGGGGAAUGCCUGUGCUAUGAAGGCUACAUGAAGGAUCCAGUACACAAGCAUCUUUGCAUUCGGAAUGAAUGGGGGACCAACCAGGGGCCUUGGCCUUACACAAUAUUUCAGCGAGGCUUUGACCUGGUUUUGGGAGAACAGCCUUCUGAUAAAAUAUUCAGAUUCACCUACACCCUUGGCGAGGGCAUGUGGCUGCCCCUCAGCAAGAGCUUCGUGAUCCCGCCAGCUGAACUGGCCAUCAACCCCUCAGCGAAGUGUAAGACGGACAUGACAGUGAUGGAGGACGCCGUGGAGGUCAGGGAGGAGCUGAUGACCUCGUCGUCCUUUGACAGCCUGGAAGUUCUCCUGGACUCCUUCGGGCCUGUGCGGGACUGCAGCCGGGGCAACGGGGGCUGCAGCAAGAACUUCCGCUGCGUCUCGGAUCGCAAGCUGGACUCCAGCGGCUGCGUGUGCCCGUCUGGACUCAGCCCCAUGAAGGACAGCUCAGGCUGCUAUAACCGCCACAUAGGGGUGGACUGCUCUGACGGCUUCAACGGCGGCUGCGAGCAGCUGUGCCUCCAGCAGGUGGCGCCCUUCCCGGACGACCCCGCUUUGUACAACAUCCUCAUGUUCUGCGGGUGCAUUGAGGAUUACAAGCUGGGUGUGGAUGGACGAUCUUGCCAACUCAUUGCAGAGACCUGCCCAGAGGGAGGUGACUGUGGGGAAAGCAGGGAGCUUCCCAUGAACCAGACCCUCUUUGGGGAGAUGUUCUUUGGCUACAACAACCAUUCCAAGGAAGUGGCUUCUGGACAAGUGCUGAAAGGAACAUUCAGGCAAAACAACUUUGCUCGAGGCUUAGACCAGCAGCUGCCAGAUGGCCUUGUGGUGGCCACUGUCCCCCUGGAAAAUCAGUGCCUGGAGGAAAUCUCAGAGCCCACCCCUGACCCCGACUUUCUGACUGGGAUGGUGAACUUCAGCGAGGUGUCUGGAUAUCCUGUGCUGCAGCAUUGGAAGGUUCGGUCUGUGAUGUACCACAUCAAACUCAACCAAGUGACCAUCUCUCAGGCCCUCAGCAACGCUCUCCACUCCCUCGAUGGGGCAACAUCUCGUGGGGACUUUGUGGCCUUGUUGGACCAGUUUGGCAACCAUUACAUCCAGGAAGCUAUCUACGGCUUUGAGGAGUCCUGCUCUAUCUGGUACCCAAACAAGCAGGUCCAGCGGCGACUCUGGCUGGAGUACGAAGACAUCAGCAAAGGCAACUCUCCAUCCGACGAGUCGGAGGAGCGGGAGCGAGACCCCAAGGUGCUGACGUUCCCGGAAUACAUCACCAGCCUGUCGGAGUCUGGCACCAAGCGCAUGGCGGCUGGAGUCCGCAUGGAAUGCCAGAGCAAGGGCCGGUGCCCCUCUUCCUGCCCCUUGUGUCAUGUGACAUCCAGCCCUGAUACCCCUGCCGAGCCUGUUCUGCUGGAGGUGACCAGAGCAGCCCCCAUCUAUGAACUGGUGACCAACAACCAGACCCAGAGGCUCUUGCAGGAGGCUACCAUGAGCUCUCUGUGGUGCUCCGGGACCGGAGAUGUCAUCGAGGACUGGUGUCGAUGCGACUCCACGGCGUUCGGAGCUGAUGGGCUCCCCACGUGUGCGCCCCUCCCACAGCCUGUGUUACGGCUGUCCACGGUGCACGAGCCCAGCAGCACCCUGGUAGUCCUGGAAUGGGAACACUCAGAGCCCCCCAUUGGGGUGCAGAUUGUAGACUACCUCAUCCGUCAGGAAAAAGUUACCGACAGGAUGGACCACUCCAAAGUGGAGACAGAGACGGUGCUGAGUUUCGUGGAUGACAUCAUCUCGGGAGCGAAGGCCCCCUGCUCCAUGCCCUCCCAGGUGCCGGACACACAGCUCACCACUAUCUCCCUCGUCACCCGAUGCCUGGAGCCCGACACCAUCUAUAUGUUCACCCUGUGGGGUGUGGACAACACAGGACGACGCUCCAGGCCCAGUGACGUGAUAGUGAAGACCCCGUGCCCUGUGGUGGAUGAUAUCAAAGCCCAAGAAAUAGCAGACAAGAUCUACAAUCUCUUCAACGGCUACACCAGCGGGAAGGAGCAGCAGACGGCCUACAACACCCUUCUGGACCUGGGCUCCCCCACCCUUCAUCGAGUCCUCUACCACUAUAACCAGCACUAUGAGAGUUUUGGAGAAUUCACCUGGCGCUGUGAGGAUGAAUUGGGCCCCAGGAAAGCCGGCCUCAUCCUCUCCCAGCUUGGGGACCUCAGCAGCUGGUGCAACGGACUCCUUCAGGAACCCAAGAUAAGCUUGCGGCGCGGCUCCCUCAGGUACCUGGGCUGCCGCUACAGUGAGAUCAGGCCCUACGGACUCGACUGGUCGGAGCUCAGCCAGGACCUCAGGAAGACGUGCGAGGAGCAGACCCUGAGCAUCCCCUACAACGAUUACGGGGACAGCAAAGACGUCUAGCGCCGUGAUAUCAGAGAGUGGCUGCCAAAGGGAAGCAGGAGAGAGGAGGGGGACAUCUGGGCUGGUUUGUGGAUUUUUAAUAUUUUUUAAUGGAACAUUAAAACCGCCACAGGUGACAUCUAAACCAGGGAGACACUGAUUCUUGCUCCCUGCAGAAUUUCUUUGCUGUGUUCUCCAUCCGCAUGACCAGGACACCUGCCAGCCGGCAGCUUCAUGCAGCGCCAUUUCUUUAGGGGAUUACUUUGGGGCUUGUUUUGCUAUUGAUUUGUUGUUGUUGUUUUUCCCCCCGAGUUCUCUCAUGCUUCCCAUGAAAUGUCCAGCAGGUGGAGACACCUGUGCUCCCUGAGUUCCUGAGUCCUUUACAACUGGGGACAGGUGAGACUAGAAAGCUGUUAGCCCAGCCUCGGGCCUCAGCCUCAGGCAUUCCUCCCUCAGGACCCAUCUCACUCUGGGAGCCAAGCCCAGCUCACAGAGAAAGACAAGAAGGCGGCGGCCCCUGGGUAGGACUCAUGGUUUUUCCCAGGGACCUUCCUGUUGCUAACUCCAUACCUGUCAGGUGGACCUCUGUCCUCUCCUCCUAACAUUAUCACCUUUCAGAGGCAACAGAGUGCCACCUGUCAAAUGCACCUUCAGAGCAGUCUCCCUGGGAGACUAGUUAGCAGCCCGCAUCCUGGAGAAGUGGGAUUGAUUGUUUUAAAGAACCCCUGUGCCUCCAGCAUGAGCGUCUCCAGACCACCAGCGCACAGCACGUCCUCUGUGUCGUCUGCACCACUCGCUUGCCCGGGACAGAUGAGGCCUGCCGUCUGCUCUGGCCCAGGAGGGGUCAGCACCGCCACGUCAGUGUUUCAGUGAACCGAAGUAAUUACUGACCACAAAAACCUGUCCUCCCAUCCUCCGCUAAAUUUGCUUCAUUGCGUUGCUAGCUUUGCAACUCGUUUCUCUGGGUGAGCACAGGCCGGAGGGUCCCAGCAUCGUCUCCCCCCAUCUAGCUGCCGGGAGUGCAGAGAAUCGGCCUGAGCGUCGGCACCGGCACCAGUGGGGGCCCAGCCUUUCAGAAGGCGCUUUGCAGGCGGACCGGACACGGCCUUAGCUGUCCCCACACACCUGAGGCCUGAACACACUCAGCCUCACUGCCCUUGACCAGACUCCUCACUUGGAAACACAAUAGGAAGGCCAGCCACUGAGCUGUUGACCUUUUUCUAAUGACAGACCACACUUAUCGAGUGCUUACUGAGUGCCAGACUCUGCUCUCGGUACUUCACAUGUCACCUAAUUCUCAACACCCCCACCCCCAGGUGCUAUGAUCAACCCCAUUUCAGUGACGAGCAAACUGAGGCAUCAAGAAGAUGCGCACCUUGUCCCAGACGCCUCGUUUCGUCUGAGCUGCAGCGUUGCGGCGGGCACACCCUAGAGCACUGGCCCUUAGACCCCCAGCCUUGUUUUCAGUGUACGCUCCAUGGGGUCCUGCCCAGAGAACCUUCCUUUUCCCAGCUCCCCAGGAUGUAGAUGCGCCUGCCAUGGGCAGGGGGAGCCCAGUGCACCCUGAACUCUGCGGCUGGAGCCCCUUUGGGACCGUGGGGUCUGCCCACAAGCAACCACACUGGGCUACAGCCGCCAGCACAGGUCGCUGUCUCCCCCUCCGCAUCUUUUCAUAGAAAGAUUGACAGGUUUCUUUCACGCUGGGGACUGCCCCUUCCUCAGACACCCGCGCCCCAGAGCGAAGGCUAGCAGAAAGCUCGGCCGUCCACCUGUGGUCAAUGCGGGGCUCAGCUAAGAUGCCUCGAGGGACAAGUUUCUCACUAUCACCAGGGAGGAAGAUGCCCUGGGCAGCGGGACACCUACCAGCGGGGUGGGCGUGGGAAGGCCGCUGCCACCAUGCCCUGUUCUUUAUUCAAGUUUGUGCAGAAAUGAAGGUCCGUGCAGCGGAAGGCAGGCGUUGAGGCUGUCCCUACCUUCCCGCCCCCGCGGUGGGCCAGGUGAGGUGCGGAGUGGCAGCUUCCUGUUUUAUUAGAAUAAAAGAGGCUCACCAUUGCUGGCUUCCCCAGGUCUCUCCAGCUCCUUUGCAUCUGCUUUAUCUUUGCUCUUCCUGUCUGGGACCCCUCCUCCUUUGUCCCUUCCUUCUCCACGAGUCUGUUCCUCCGUGUCCCCUUGUGCCCUGCACUGCACCCAUGUGCAUGCACAUGUACUGCACUUACACACAUGUACACCCCCAUAUCCUACACAUACACCCCACGCGAUCCUCCACACAACCCCAAUAGCUGGGUCCCAUCUACGUUCAAGUUCAAAGUAAGGCCAACAUGAACGGGGCAGCAGAGAGAGUCUUAAGAUCCCUGGAGGACUUGACUGGAGGGUUUGCGCCCUAGGAAGACACGUCGACCACACCCUGACGACAUUUUCCAAAGUGUGCCUGGAGGAACCCACCUGCCCAGGGAGGGUGAUGGUACCAGCCAGUGUUAAACCUCUAGUUUCCAAACUGCCAAACAGAUCUUAAGGGAGUCGCUUCUGUCCACCAGCACCCUCCGAGCCCCGGGCUCCCGCUGGUGUCCCUCCCGAAUGGACUUGACCCACCGUAAGCGCUUAGACCUCCCGCCGAGCUGAGUGCGCGGUCAUCUCCGCGGAGUGUGGUCCAUCUGUUGUUUUUAGUUAACCACAUUUCUUGAUAUUCAAAUGUUCUCUUAAGAAACGGUGUGAAAAACCUGCUUUACUACUGUAGAAGGAAGAAAGAAUAUAAUGUGACCAACUUCAGGUAUCGCAGUAUUGUUUAAAAGGGAAUUAUUGUACGAUUAUUAAAAAUGGAAUAAUUAAGUAAUAAACCAAGCUGUUAGUAAGUGUCGGGGGUGUGGGUGUUACCUUGUGUCUUUAAAUAAUCAGCAUCUGGUUGGACCAACUGGGGAAUCAUUCAAGUGUUAAAGGUUAGAUUUCAAAUACAUAGAAUAGGCCUUACUGCCUGUCAUCUGAACUAGACAAAAAACAAUUAAGAUACUUAACAGCAAAUUAUAAACUUACAGUAUUGCUAUGUA
Miniopterus natalensis is the source of this 6933-nucleotide messenger RNA. It is a transcript of the gene ASTN1, whose product is annotated as astrotactin 1. Gene Ontology annotation, cellular component: membrane; endosome. Lineage: Eukaryota; Metazoa; Chordata; Mammalia; Chiroptera; Miniopteridae. The record is from RefSeq and is a predicted model, not a curated record. Gene Ontology annotation, biological process: neuron cell-cell adhesion; neuron migration. Gene Ontology annotation, molecular function: protein binding.